Molecule: messenger RNA, 1468 nt
Organism: Moneuplotes crassus
Lineage: Eukaryota; Ciliophora; Spirotrichea; Euplotida; Euplotidae
Source: the annotation of a GenBank genome assembly
AUAGUUUUGUAAAGAUCUGAUAAUCGGCUAUUAAGUUUCUUGCAUUUCUUCUUUGUUUAAAGAUUCUGAAUCGGAAUAGUCUUCUUAAUGAUUUAUCUUAGUCUCUUGAUAUUGUUGGUAAUCUGAAAUGAGAUCUGCAAGGUUUGAUCUUGCUUCUACAAACUCCAUUUCAUCCAUUCCGUCCAUUCCAAAAGUUGAUUUCCCAAAAAUCCCAGAAUAAAGAAAUGCUUUUCUCUUGAACAUCAUAUCGAAUUGGGCUCCAAUUCUGCAGAAAAAUUUCCUAAUUUGAAGUAGAGUUAGCAAUCACUGCUCCUGAAAGUUUAACAUUUUUCGCAGGAAUAUUUGAUCAUUCUGAUUUGAUGCUACAUUGAGUAAAAUUAGGCGAUAUUUUAGACUUCAUUCGUUCAAGUUCGUAAUGAACAUCUCUGAGAGAAUUCCGACUCCUCAGCAUUGUAAAUGCUGUGAAGUAUUUCCCACGGCUAGGAUCAACAGCUCACAUCAUAUUUCUGGGAUCGAAAAUUUGUUCAAUGAUUUCUGAGGUGAACAAUGCUUCGUAUUGUAUUUAAUCUUUCUGUGUUAAAGAGGCAAGUCCAGUCAAAAAGAAAUGAAAUUUGUUAAAGGGAACCAAGUUUGUAAGCAUACUUCUUAAAUGUGUAUUUAGUUUUCCAUCAAAUCGAAACUAAGCAGUCACUUCAAACAUAGAAGAUGAUAUAAGAUGGUUGGUGUCUCAGUAAUUUGGAGAUUUUAGCUUCAAGAAAUUUAGGCAAAUUUUCUUAUAUUGCUUCGUUAUCGUAGGCUGUGACUCCAUCUGCAUAUUCAAUCAGAAGAUUCAUAGCUAAGACAGAAUUGUAAGGCUCGACGACUCAGUCAGAUACUUUUGGAGAUGGAAAACGGUAAAUGUUUGUAUUGGGUAGUCAGAAUACUCUUCCUUUUAAUUUUAAAGCAACUGGAGUUCCUAACCCAGAUCCAGUUCCUCCUCUUAUUGAGUGAGAAAGUUGAAAGCCUUGUAAGCUAUCACAUCCUUCGACCUCUUCUCUGAUAGCUUCAAGGAUAGAAUCUACCAUCUCAGCUCCUUCACUAUAGUUUCCUUUUGCAAAAGAAUUUCCUGUACUUGUAUUUUCAGAUACUAUAUUAUCAGGCUUAAAAAGGGUUCCAAGAGAUCCAAAUUUUAUUGAAUUCUGAGCUGAGGGCUCCAUAUCAACUAGAACCAUUCUAGGCACAUACUUUCCACCCUCAAUUUCACUAAAAGUAUAUAAACACAAUCCAAAUCUCUUCCAAUACCCCAAAAAUAUCCUUGGGAAUCAAUUCCAUGCUCAUAUCACAACUUCUCCAAAAAGCUAGCUCCCACACCAUCCUUUCUACAAGCUCACAAUCUCUCUCAUCUCCUUCCUCAAUCUAAAUCCAAACUCAAUAACCCAUCCCUAAAACUCUCAGUUCCCACACAAGCUACAGUAACACCCGAUCUCUG